Molecule: messenger RNA, 1104 nt
Organism: Chionomys nivalis (European snow vole)
Lineage: Eukaryota; Metazoa; Chordata; Mammalia; Rodentia; Cricetidae
Gene: Vsx1
Product: visual system homeobox 1
Exons: 5
Coding region: 1-1104 (367 amino acids)
Biological process (GO): regulation of DNA-templated transcription
Cellular component (GO): nucleus
Molecular function (GO): transcription cis-regulatory region binding; DNA-binding transcription factor activity, RNA polymerase II-specific
Source: RefSeq, a predicted model, not a curated record
AUGACUGGACGGGACGGGCUUUCGGAUGGGCGCUCUAAGAGUAGAGCCCUGGCGCCAGGCUGUCCUCCCACCGGCCCUCGCCUUCGAAGCUUCGCCAUCAACGACUUGCUGGGUUUGGAAGCGGACUUGCCUACUCCGGCGGGGCCCGAGUUAGGAUCCAGCUGUGAAACUGCAGCGGAGCCCGCGGGGUCCGGGCCAGGACUCUGCGGUUCCUGCCCUGCCCGUGGGGCUCUCCCGCUGGGGCUGGGCCUCUUCUGCGGCUUCGGGGCGCAGUCCCCCUCCGCGGCCGCUGCUCGUGCGCGCUGCCUGCUCCUCGCCGAUCUGAGGCUUCUCCCACCCGCGGGUCCCGAGCCUGCCGUCGCCCAGAGCCCCGUCCGCCCGUCGCCUGCGCUUGACCGCCAGCAGCGCAGCGAGAGCGUCUCCACGUCGGAUGGGGACAGUCCAUCUGAAGAAAAGAAUGACCUGAAGAUGUCCCCUGCCCCGGGCAAGAGGAAGAAGCGGAGGCACAGGACAGUUUUCACUGCCCAUCAACUCGAAGAACUGGAGAAGGCAUUUGGUGAGGCUCACUACCCGGAUGUGUAUGCCCGGGAAAUGCUGGCUGUGAAAACAGAGCUCCCUGAAGACCGAAUACAGGUCUGGUUCCAGAACCGGAGGGCCAAGUGGCGCAAGCGAGAGAAGCGCUGGGGCGGCAGCAGCGUGAUGGCUGAGUACGGACUCUACGGGGCCAUGGUGCGCCAUUGCAUCCCACUGCCAGAUUCCGUGCUCAACUCUGUGGAUAGCCUGCAGGGCUCUUGUGCGCCCUGGCUUCUGGGGAUGCAUAAAAAGUCUAUAGGGAUGAAGAAACCAGAAAGUGAAGACAAGUUGGCAGGACUCUGGGGCCUUGAUCACCUCAGGGAAGGCGCUAGUAAGGAUCAGCAUGGACUUGAAAGGGGCCCAGGCAACACGAGCCUGAACCCUGAGGACAGCUUGGAAGAUGUUGCCAUCGACCUGUCCAGCUCUUCCAGGCAGGAGACAAAGAAAAUGUUCCCAGGGUCCAGUGCUCAGGGAUGUUCCCAUGCCCCAGGGGAGCAGGUGCUCCAGCCCCCAAAGGUGGGAGCCUCAUGA